Molecule: messenger RNA, 1461 nt
Organism: Glycine soja
Lineage: Eukaryota; Viridiplantae; Streptophyta; Magnoliopsida; Fabales; Fabaceae
Exons: 6
Coding region: 1-750 (249 amino acids)
Source: RefSeq, a predicted model, not a curated record
AUGCAGAUGGCAGAUAGAGGUAGAGGUGGUGGUCGUAGAACAUUUAAUCGUGGUACAAGACGUGGUUUUAGUUUGGGAACUCCAAAUACACUUCCUACAGCUCAAGACCAACCAAAUCCUACCUUUGUAAGGGAGUCAAUUCCCACUACCCCUGUUAGAGAUGCUUCACCUUCAACACCAGAUGAUUCUGUUACACCUGAGUACCCACCAGAUCCAAAUUGUGAACAUAUUGUUGAUGAAAGGCCUUUCAUUCGUGCAUAUAAAGGAGAGUUUCAACCAACAUAUGGGUGUUCUAAUAUCAUAUCAAAUAUCAUUAGGGCAAAAUUUGAUGAACCAGCUCCAAGUUGGUUGAAGGUGUCAGUUGACCUUCGUGAUAGGUGGUUUGGAGAGUUUAAGAAAGAGUAUAGGUGGCACCCACAAGAAGAGCAAGCCAUUAGAGCUGUUUUUGAGACAAAAGGUUCACGUAUUUUAAAAAGUGCAAUGAACAAGAACAGAAAUGGUCAAGAUAAAGGAAAGUGGAUAACAACUAAUGUUCGAGUAGCCUUGGACGAACAUUGGGGUUCUACAGAUUUCCUAAACAAGAGCUCCACUGUCAAGGCGAAUCGAUCUGUUGAUAAAGGAGCCUCAGCAUACUGUGGUGGUUCCAUAUCUACUGUAACUCUCUUUGAAAAGCUGUCAAAGGAAUUUCAAAGACCACCAACUGCUUGGGAGGUGAUGGAGAAAACUAAGAAAUUGAAGUCAAGAGAAUGAGUCAAUGACAAGUUCUGCGAAUUUGCUGAGAAAUAUCAACAUCGUCGAGAUGAAAUCUUACAACGUUCGACAGAGAAAGGCACAUCUACACAGGAUUCCCCUAACACUGCUACUUCUGUUAAUGAUAAUGAAAUAUAUUUGAAUGUUGUUGGAGGUCCAAAUUACAAGGGGAACGUGUACCGCCUAGGUACUUUAAGCAAAAGGUUUAGUUGCUCAAAAUCAGCUCCAUCUACUUCUAUUGCUCCUGUGGAAGACCAAAUAGAGGAAAUGCGUGAGACAAUUAAUAAAUUGAAUGUUGAGCUUUUGGCAAAGACAAAUAAGGAGAAGACACUUGAGGAAAUGAUGUUGUAGAUGAUGGAGAAUCAUGACCACCAAAGUCAGGAGAUGCGACAACAGAUGCAACAACAAAAUGAGCAAAUUCGUCAACAAAAUGAGCAAAUGCAGCGUAUACUACAACACUUACAUAUUCAGUCUAUCAUACCAGCUCCUAGUCUAUCACCUACCAUAGCAUAUGGAACAGAACACCAUGUUAAUGAUGCUCAGGUUGAUCGUCCUCAUGACAUGGGAAAUGAUCAUUGACUCUUGAUUAUUGUUUACUUUACUUUGAUUAGGCCACAUUAGUUAUGAAUUUGAACUUUAUUAAACUUUUACGUUGCAUUUGAUUAAACUUUGAAAACUUUGAAUUUGCACUUUAUCAAUCUUUAAAAUAGA